Myxocyprinus asiaticus (Chinese sucker) is the source of this 4890-nucleotide messenger RNA. Its product is annotated as WD repeat and SOCS box-containing protein 1. The record is from RefSeq and is a predicted model, not a curated record. Bases 357 to 1628 code for a protein of 423 amino acids. Gene Ontology annotation, molecular function: protein binding. Gene Ontology annotation, biological process: intracellular signal transduction. The transcript is spliced from 9 exons. Lineage: Eukaryota; Metazoa; Chordata; Actinopteri; Cypriniformes; Catostomidae.
CCCUUGCUUGCAGCCAUUGUAAAACACAGCUUUCAAACAGAGUACAUCGCAGUUUGAGAUAGACAACUAUUUGCUGUUUUUUGGUUCCUUUUUAAUCUCAGUUUUGUUAAGCACAAUUGUACUUUAAAGAAAAGAAAAAAGCAAUCUAAUUUAUUUUUCUGAAUAGUCGUAUUUAAUUGUCGUUUAUUUAAAUCUAUUAAGCGCUGAGCCGACGCUCGACACGUCGCAUUCCCAGGCAUCGAAUUUACUGAGGACACACACAUACAACCCUUCGCCGUUUGUUUCGCGCAUUCAUUUGAAGAUUUUUGUUUCGGUAACCAAGAAGACGUAGGUUUAAGGGACGCGUUUCAAUUUAGAUGGCAAGCUUCCCAGAUUUUGUCAACGAAAAUGAAAUAGGUAACGCUAAGUUCAUCGGGGAACUCCUACCUCCUGUUGCUCCCUUUGACCAGAAGUCUGGACGGGAGACUUGGACUGUAGCUUUUGCACCUGACGGUUCCUACUUCGCUUGGUCUCAAGGGCAUCGAAUUGUUAGACUUGUACCAUGGAAAAAAUGUUUAGCAAGCUUUUCUGUAAGCAAGGAAGAUCGGUCGAGCAAUGCAGGGCCUCGACGACUCUCUCGGCAGAACAGUGAGGGCAGUUUGGUGCCAGGCGAGCCUAGAGAGCACACCAUCGAUUGCGGUGACAUUGUGUGGGGGCUGGCCUUUGGCUCUUCUGUUCCUGAGAAGCAGAGUCGCUGCGUGAACAUCGAAUGGCACCGCUUCAAAUUUGGUCAGGACCAGCUGCUGCUGGCCACUGGCCUCAACAAUGGCCGUAUCAAAAUCUGGGACGUCUAUACAGGAAAGCUUUUGUUGAACCUGAUGGACCACACAGACAUUGUGCGGGACCUGACAUUUGCCCCAGAUGGAAGUUUAGUGCUAGUUUCUGCCUCGAGAGACAAGACUCUACGUGUGUGGGACCUCAAAGAUGACGGUAACAUGGUGAAAGUAUUACGUGGCCAUCAAAACUGGGUCUACUGCAGCGCUUUCUCUCCUGAUUCAUCAGUCCUUUGUUCUGUUGGUGCAGGAAAAGCGGUCUUCCUGUGGGACAUGGAUAAGUACACAUUGGUCCGUAAGCUAGAGGGUCAUCAUAACGAUGUGGUGUCCUGUGAGUUUUCUCCUGAUGGGGCUCUGCUGGCCACAGCUUCCUACGACACCCGUGUCAUAGUAUGGGACCCUCAUUCAGCAACCAUUCUGCUUGAGCUGGGGCAUCUCUUCCCUCCUCCCUCGCCCAUAUUUGCUGGAGGAGCAAAUGAUCGAUGGGUUCGCUCCGUUGCCUUCUGUCACGAUGGUCGGCACAUUUCCAGUGUCACUGAUGACAGGUUGGUGCGGUUCUGGAGCAUUGAUGAGAAGAGUCCUCAAGCCAUCGCCCCUCUCACUAAUGGCCUCUGUUGUGCCUUUUCUACUGAUGGAAGUGUCUUAGCUGCCGGGUCUCGUGAUGGCAGCGUGCAUUUCUGGGCUUGUCCACGCAGUAUUGCAAGCCUUCAGCACCUGUGCCGCAUGGCCUUGCGGAGAGUCAUACCCACCCAGCAGGUUUACACGCUGCCUAUUCCUUUCUCCAUGCAGGAUUACUUGGCCUACAAGAUGCUUUAGCUUCAAAUGCAUACAACAGCACUCUGUGAAUUUUUGUUUUGUUUUGUUUUUUAAACGUAUAAAGGAAAAAAAAAACAGACCUUGUGAUGAAUUAUUCAUUGUAAGCAUUUGUAUUUUUUUUUCUUUUUUUCACUUUUCCAGCUCGGGGUGAAUCUCAUUACUUUUUAUUUGUUGAGCUUUUUGCUGUCUUUCAAGCCCAUAUCAGGUAGUGGCCUUCAGACACCCUCGACUUGUGUUUAAAAAAUAAAUAAAAAAAAAUAGGCUUUUUUACAUUUUUUCCCCCACCCUGGCACAACUUCUUAUACAGCACCUUAGGGUGGGUAAAUGAUUGCUAAUGCUGGGUUACAGUGGUGCUUCUCUUGCUCAGUUCAGGAAGCUCUUCCUGCAUUGAGUUUAAGAGUCCUAAUGGGGGAUAGUUCUCAGUGUCUCCUAAAAGCUCAACAGUGUUUUUUUCUUCUUUGGCUGUGAGGGGGAUUGAAGGGAAGUGUCAAUAAUGUGAAAGUGUAUGUGUGUGUGUGUGAGAGAGAGACAGGUUCCUAUGACAGGACUGAUUCUAGUAGUUCAGGGACAUAGGCAGUGCCUCCCCUUUACGUACCUCUUUAGAAAAUAGAUGCUAAUGCUGCCUCAGUUAUGGCCUUCAUUUCCACAAACCUGAAAAACUACAGUAACAGGAGUUUCAGGUUUUUUUUUCCCCUCAAAAUUGUAUAUUUUUUACUUGUAUAGAGAUUUGUAAAGGCACUGUUUUUGUUGUGUGUGUGUGUGUAUAAUAUAUAUAUAUAUAUAUAUAAAUGUAUAUUUUGCUCUUUUUUUUCUCCAUGCUACUCAUCCAUCAGUGCUUGUAUUGGAAGUCUGCUCUGUACAUUAUUUCUUGUGCGAUGAUAAAAAUCUGUAGGUGAAUGACACAAAGGAUUGCUUUUAAGGAGAGACGGGUGUGUUAAAGAGAGGAAAAUUGCCAGCCAGUUUUAUUUACAAUGAUGAGAUUGCCUAUCACUGCUGCCACAUCCCCGAUUUCCUGUUCCGAAAGAGUUGCCGCCUACUUCCACUUGCUGUAUUUGCUAUUAAAAAAUAUGGCACUUAAUAACUUUGGAGGGCCAGACCCCAUGCAUCGUCUUGUUCUAUCCAUAAUCUCUCCACUUUAAAACUCUCAUUCAGAUCUGGCAUUCUAACCAUCUGUGUUUUAACAGAGAGCCAAAGUGAAGUUGUAUGGAGAUGGUUGGUGUCUUAUCUAUCUCUUAUUUUGAGGGAAUUGGUUAUAUUGGGGCCAAAGAUCGUGGGAUGUACUGUUUGUUUAUUGAUUGUAGAUGUGUAUGGACCUGCCAGAUAAAACUCUGAUGGUGACAUGGGGAGUUCAGAAUGGUUAUAUUAAAGGUGCAAUAUGUAAAUUUUUCAUGUAAUAUUCGCCUUUUUUUUUUUUUUUUUGUGAAAGGCUUGUAACGUAACUUAAAAAAUGAGCCCUUCCCAGACUUCCUAAGUUGCCUAUUAAAGCCUGUAGACUGAUUUUCAUGCGAAGGGAGCGGGUCGCUUUUGCCAGGAAAAUCCAAAGGAUGUGACGUUUAUGCACGCUUCCGAGAGCCUUUCCUCAGACAGUACUAGCUUCUCUUCCACUAUUCAACAGCGACAACAGUCUGCAACACUAGGUGACGUUAUCUUAGAGAUGGAAUCCAGCAAACGGCCGGCUCCCAGCACAACACCGACUCCUACACAAACUCUGAGUAAGCCCAAAAAAAAAUAAAAAAUAACUUACUGAAUCAUGUCUAGUUAGGUGGGAACGUGGUCGAGCGAAAACUAGAGUGAACAUUGGCUGGGCAUUUGAUUCCUGGAGGGACCUUCGUUUGGUUUUGGGGAUCAGAACUGACCCUGAAUUGGUGUUCUUAUUGGACAGGUAAGCAAAGCACGUGAAAUAUAGUGCCAUAAGGAUUGAUCUGUGUAAUUUUAGCUAACUUGAUCUUGCCUGCUAACGCUGACGAAUUGCAAGCUACCUUGCUUCAUAACUUUCAAAUAAUUUCAACGAUCUUCUCUUUAUUCUAAAAGUCAGGUCAAUGUUAAUCUGUAAUUAUUCAGCAAGGUAAACUACAAUAACACAUGAAAUGAAUGCUAGACAAUGUUCAAGAUAAUGCAAAAAGCUCCAUUCAUUAGUGUAACGUAACUUGGUUAUACAGAAAAUAUGUACAUAUAAAACAAUAGCACAUCGAUAUAUCAAAAUGUUGGAAUUGUGUCAACAUUUAUAACGUCUAUUUUAUAAACGGCUACUGUCAUCAUCCACCAAAUUUAGCUAACAGCUUUUGAUAAAGCUGGCUAGCUAACUAACGCCGACAGGCUAUCGUAUAAAUGCAGUCAAUGUAUCAUGCAAAGAAAAGUGAUUAUGCGAGACUGUAGUUUGAAGUAAUCAGACCUAUAUCCACACUUUGUAUUUUGUUUUAGUUUUUUGCCCUGUUCCAGCACUGGAGAGUUAAAUAUAAUAUAGUCUCAAAGUUUGUAGUAAAACAAUCAUAACUGUGUAAUUUUAAUUCUGCUACCUCAUCUGUUAGUAUGCCGGUGAAUCGCGUUCAGUCUCUUUGUUUUGGCCAAUGCUCAUGUCCCUGUGGAGUGUGUGCGUGCGAUCACGAGUAACAGGCAGCUGCAGUUCACUUAACGGCGACAGGUGUCAUUAAUAAUAAGGGUUUCUGAAUCUUACAUACUGCACCUUUAAGAAUGUGGGAUUCAGAAUGUGGCAUAUUCGUCUGGUCAUGCAGUCAAAAACGGUCUUGGCAAUAAAAUGUGUUGUAAACCAUAAAGCUGAUGCCAAAGAUCCCAUUGGGUUCUAAUUGAUGUAAAUGGCACUCAGUCAGUUUUCUCUUUCCCUCCCUCAAUUAUGGCUAAAACUUGAGAAAGUAUUUUUUGUAUAUGUAUGCCUGUUCUUUGUUUUAUGAUGAAUGCUGAUAUAACAGAUUGGGUUUAUUUUUUGCUUCCUCUUUAGUAGAUUUAGAAUGGAUAAAUAGAUGCACUUCAGUGUUGCAAACAAAAUGUUAGUAUGGUGUAUGAAAUGUUCAAUCAUUAAUGAAUAUUAUAGAGAAAAUGCUUGGAUAUUAGUUCAUUUGUCCAACUCUUUCACAUAGAGAUAGAAUGCCUAAACUAUGCUGUGCUCACCAAGAGCAACUUAACUGUUCUCAAAAAAAAUUAGACAAGAAUGUACUUUUUCCUCCAGGCAGUGUUUUCUUUUUUUUUUUCUUUUUUGUUGCUUGUUUUAUGAUGGUUGUUGAAAUAAAGGAGUUUUUCUAAAACA